AUGGGUGCCGCUCUCUUCCUGCAACACAGUGACUGCUGCAUUUUUCGCCUGGGAACUCUCGCCAGUCUCGAUUUUGAUGAAGCUGAUGGCAGUUUCUCCCUGGAAGAUCUUCAAGCACUCUUUAAGGACACCUCGGAGGCGUACCGUCUGCAUAUCCUGAGGGAUGUACAAAUUCGACUUCCCAUGUCUCCAGUGUCCGAGGAGAAUAUGAUUUCCGAACCGCGCCGUCAGUUAGCCUCAAGUAGGGAGGAUAAGAAUCGGAAGCUUUUGGUGAAAGUGUUUAAGCCGCUCCUUUACAGUCAUGAUGGCAGGUAAGGACCGUUCGGUGACCUUGGGGGGAGGAAAAACUUCCGUGCUCUAUUUAUCACUAUUUUUGGCGGAUGUUUUCGGAGAAUUUUGCUGUACAAACAACAGUUCUUGUGUCUUAUAAUGCACUUCACUAGACCGUGGACGUGGAUUUUGCCCAGCCAUUAUUUUAUCACCCCUGAGAACCUCAAGUUUCAGAUUAACUACCUGAUAUUUUUCUCCUGGUAAAGUUACCACGCCAAGCAUCACUGUAUUAUAACCGAGCUAGGCCUGCACUUAAAGAAAUACUUAAUUUUACUAAUGUCCCAACUAGUCUGAAUGAUCGGCACGUAGGGGAAUUUACAGCUGGACGAAUGCCAUAGACUGGUACGCUAUGGCUCGAAGAUUGGCAUUUUUUGCAUUUGCUCGAAGAUCUAGCAAUUACGCCAUCAUCUCUAUGUCACAUAAUGCCUCCACGACCUCUGACUUUAAAAGACUUGCUUUGAAGUGCCUGAUCGACCGCAAAGAAAAUUUUUCAGAUCUCAUUUAACGGGUUUGGAAAUCUUACAAGAAUCCCAUUUACUUACGUUUAAGCUGAGGAAUAGUAGGUUGAGUCCUUUUGCACAUUAUGGCCAAUGGCGGAUUAAUCUGAGGAUGUUUGCGUGAUUUUCUUAUCUUAGAGAACUUCGAUACUUUUUGUGUUUGACGAAAUAUUAACUAUCAUUGGUCAAAGUUAACUUACCUAUGCUGUUCUACCAGAGAGGUUUUUGAAGCUGCCCUUAGUAACAGGUGGUUGUGAUCCGCUCAAUGUGUUAGAUGCUAAUUGGUGAUGUUAAAUGACUUUAAUUAGGCGACAAAGCCGCAAAGCCAAGCUUAGGCCGAUCUGAUUUACCAGUCUAUCUGCAGCCUGUGGUGAUUAUGAAUACCCUUUCUGUAUGCACGCGCGGUGUGGAUUUUUUUAUUCCCGUAUAUGAAUUGUACGCGUGUGAAUAUCCGAUGUUUCUUUUUAGCCUCGCCUCCAUUUCCCUCUCAACAACACAGCAAAUACCAACGGAAGUUGUCAUCAUUCGACAAACACAGGCGGGAAUUCUGAUUGUGCACUUUGGCUCCAACGUUUCUGCAGGCAAUGCCAUUCAAAUUGUCGAGAAAUUCACGCUUAAGUUGUCACAUCAAAUCAGAUAG
Messenger RNA from Spirometra erinaceieuropaei, 1467 nucleotides. Lineage: Eukaryota; Metazoa; Platyhelminthes; Cestoda; Diphyllobothriidea; Diphyllobothriidae. The record is from the annotation of a GenBank genome assembly.